Penicillium soppii is the source of this 4146-nucleotide messenger RNA. RefSeq lists its product as uncharacterized. The record is from RefSeq and is a predicted model, not a curated record. Gene Ontology annotation, cellular component: mediator complex. Bases 1 to 4146 code for a protein of 1381 amino acids. The transcript is spliced from 6 exons. Gene Ontology annotation, molecular function: transcription coregulator activity. Gene Ontology annotation, biological process: regulation of transcription by RNA polymerase II. NCBI's taxonomy places the organism in Eukaryota, Fungi, Ascomycota, Eurotiomycetes, Eurotiales, Aspergillaceae.
AUGGACUUCCCUGGGGGCGCAAACACCAACAUACAUCUUAUUGAUGGGUUCUCUAAUAUUUACUGGAGAAUAUACACGGAAGAAGCUGGAAUCACAAAUAAUCCACAGGAAGGACCCGCCAAUGGCUACACUAUUCUCAAACACCUAAGUCGCCUCAAGGAGCUUGAGGCUCAGUUAAGACAUCUAAAUUGUCUCGCGUCAUGCCCGAGACGUUUGGGGCUUUGGGUAUUUUCCCCUACUCCCGAUUUUGAAAGUCUGAAACCCCUUUAUGUGAGGGGCAGCGACGCCGAAUCAAAUAAAAUUGUUGUCGGUACAACAACUUUGAAAGUUUCUGCUUUGGGGAGUGUUACCUCACUCGAUUUGGUGAGAGGUCUGUCAUCUGACAGUCAGAGCCAGCACGGUAGUAGCCAACCCUCUGUACAGCCAAGGCCAAACCAGGGCCAGCAAUCAUCGCGGCGUCAAGAUAGCUACAGCAGCUCAGCAGCCAUCUAUGCCUCAUUCAUAUCUGCAGUCACUGGUGCAAUCAGCCUUCAGUUGAUUCGACAUCAUGCUGCUCUACCGCUCGGAUCACGCACUCUCUUCACUGCGGUGGAAAAACUAGGCUACGAAAGUCCCCACAUCAACAAUGACAGCAUUCUUUCGACCUCUUGCUUGACAACGCUUAACACCCAGCUGACUAUGGGUGGAACAAUCACUGUUUCCGCCCAGACCAUCUCCCAAACGGGCAUCAUGCGACUGUGCACCCCCCGAGAUAACAAUAAUGUCACACUCAACGCGAAGGCUGGGAUCGAUGUAUGGCUAUGCCCCAACGGGACUAUCGCUAGGCUUGUCACUCCCAUUGUCGAUUCCUCAAACGUUCCCUCUCCAAUCUAUGCCACAUCCGGAGACUUACCUGCGAAACAAACACAAUGGAAAUUGGAUGUUGUUCAGUGGCUUCGCAAUUUUGGCAUGCAUGUUGAGUCCAUCGAUGAAGAACCUUGGGUGCAAGUGGAGGUCUGGGAGCCAUUCUUUGCGAGGCUUGCUGGGGAGGCAUGGCGACAAAGUGAUGAUAGUCAGUCUACUCUGCCACUGAAGCGCAUGUUAUGGCCAGCGAGAUUCUGCUUCAGAAGGGCUAGCUCAUCAAAAUCCUCUUCCGAGGCUCGGAUUUCAUUGCUUGACGAUCCUCUAGAUUUUGCCGAGCAAUGGUCUACAAUGACAAGCUCUCUCCAGUUAGACCAUGUUGUCAACCCAGCCCAAAAUAACCCUAUCGCCCAAGAAGCUCUACUCAAAGACCAUGAAUUGCCAUCGUCUCCAAAAGUUGAAAGUACAGACAACAUAGAAAGUUUAUCCCGAGUCGCGCAAUAUCCUGAUCUACAAACCGCAAACCUUGUGUAUCCGACUCCCCCGGAUGGAGCUGCAACGACUGGGCUCAACAAUCCGAACCCAACCGAAGCCUUUGUUGACGAUUCUGAUUUUGGACUUCCUCACGCCCCCCAACAAAAUUUAAGAAGAAAUGCCCCAAUAUCUGAUUCACCGCCCACCCAGAACAACGGCGUCGGUGUUGGCGUCGGCACUGGCCGUUAUGACGAAAGUGACGAGGAGGAUCUCUUUGGAGAAAUGAACGAGAGAGAUUUUGGGUCGAAGGGUAUCACCGAUGCGGAUUUUAGCUUUUUUGACGAUCCCGAUUUCGAAGGUAUGGGGGUUGAUGCUCAAAUGGAAGAAAUGCAGCAACCCCGUCCACUUUCUCACGAUCAAGGCUACUUGGAGCCCGAGGACAUUAUUGAAGAAGAUCCAACUCUCAAUCAGUCACCAGAAAUCACAACCCAUGUCGAGUCACAGAAGGAACACUCCUCUCCGGUCCAUAAUGAAGACCCGCAAUCGCCUCGCCAACCCAUGGAACUUGAAGAACCUGUUCAUCCGCCUAUAGAUAGGACACCUCAAACCAUCAGCCCACCCUUGAGCCCAGUCGAAGUGAAAAGGAUAUUGUUUCCAGUGGCCAAGUCAGCAAAUCACAGUCAGCCCCCCUUGGACCCGGGCCAAGGACAUUAUCAUCCAGUAGCUUUUGAAAAAAGACUUGAAGAUUGGGACCGGAAGUAUGGAGCAGCUGGCAAGUUCUGGUUUUCUACGUUUGGACCGCUUGAGACGUCAGAUCAGACUUCUGCUAUACCUACUAUUGGAAUACCCCGCCGCGGGCGAAGCGUUGUCAACGGACUUGGCUCUACGAAAGAGCACACGCUUAUAGGUUCAUCUCUAACAAGAACAGAAAAGGGUCCUCGAUCAUCUUCUAUCAGCAGCGAGAGCAGUGACGACAGUGUUGAAAUGAUCUCGGAGCACGCUCCAACACCGACAACCAUCCCCACUAUACCCUCUCUGAAACGGAAGCGAGCUCCUUCGGACUCCGAAAUAUUGUCAGUUGCAUCGCCACAAAAGCUCUUGGCUGGGAACGAAGCAAGUCCCGCAUAUGCGACAGAGAAUAUGACUUUCUUGGGCAACUUCCUUGCCAACUUUUCUGACUGGAAUUUGACCGGGUACUUCUCUGCUUUAACACCCCAACAGCUCCCGGUUCUUCUUCGCCGAGAAGAUCAGCUUCAGAUUGCGCAGCUUCUAGUCGAUCAAAUCACGCAGUCAUCUCUAAAGCACCCGCUUGAUGGCCAUAUUGGCCUUUUUGACCUUGAGAGCGAAUUCUCACCGUUGCAAACUCUCGAUAGCACGAACCUGCUAGGUGAUGCUUCGAGGUUGGAUUUCAAGACAUACACAUCAUUGCAAGAUGAGUUUUCUCUCAAUCAGCCGCAACAUGUGCCACCGCCCAACGAUGUUCCAAAAAGCUUUAUAUCGAAAUUACCUGCGCCCCACGUACUGAAGGGAAUAUGCGAGGAGCUUGGCUCGGAGCUCUCACAAUCCCCACCAACUGCUGACAACUGUGUUGUUUACAUCAUCAACCCAUACAUGCAUGCUGCCGCGCUCGCCGACAUCUGCUCCGCCUUCUGGCAGCUUUUCCAGCAGUUAGUUGCCGAUUCCGAGCGUCGGCAAGUUCGGCCUGUCAAUGAGCUUGUCCUCCAAAUCAUCCCGCUAGAGUUCAUCAUGUCAAGUGAAACGAUGGUCGUGCCUCCCCAAUCAGAUUACCUGAAUUUGGCGCUGGAAGUCUAUAGUCGAUGCCGUCCAAUGGAUGUCGAUAUGAGCCCUCUACUUUGCGCGCCGCCAAUCCUCCUAGCUGAUCCCGUACCAAGGGCAAUCAGCUUCCGAUUGGCUUCCGAGCGGGCUUCACCACUUCAAGAAGGGCGAAGCCUUCACAUUGCUUGCUCCAAAAGUUUAGAUCAACGCUGGAUAUCAGUGGCAUGGUCCGAUGUCCCUGGCUCAAUUCAAAGAACCAUGUCCUACUGUCUACGGUAUCGUCAGUCGGGUGGUAGCCGGCCAAUUUCCGAAGUGCGACAGGAAAUUUGGACUACGACCAAGCAUAUUAUGGACAAGCUUCAAGCACGGUGGAAAGUCCAAUUGGUGACCACUGACCCAAUAGAACCAGAUGAGGCUGAAGCUUGGGCCAAUCUUGCGGAGCAGCACAAUCAGUCGCGACCUGGGUCUCUAGAAUUGACUAUUCUGGCCGUCAAUGUCAUCCCCGACUUGAAUCUCGAACCCCCAUCCCCGCCAGUGUCGAUGGCCAUGAUCAAUUCUUUGUCUUCUUCCACGCCCGUUUCGACUCCUAUUCCAAGUGCCAGCGUUGCAUCCCCAGAACAAUCUGGCAAUGCAGCAACACCAACUAGCGGCCCCGCUGCUUACAGUGCUCCUACCCCAACGGAUAUGUCACUUGAAACCGAUUCGGAUGCAGUUCUCAUUGAUAUCUGCGAUGAGUCUUGGUUAGCCAUCUUGUCGCACCGCCUCAACAGCUCUCCACACCUCACCGAAUUCAGACCUGCUCUGUCUAGUGGGUAUCUCCUCCGCCGUAAAGGCGCAACUGAUGCCGACGGCGUCUUUGCCAUGGCCGUCAACCUUAUCCAUUCACCACAUCCCCCAUCAUCUCAUGACAGUGUUUUGAAAGAUACCUUGAGCAUGUAUCGGGACUUGGGUUGCCUCGCCCGGGCUAAGGGAAUAUGCAGCGUGCAAAAUAACACACUGCCUUGGCACAUCGCCACGGCUCUCCGUGCACAACAGCUACUCAGUUAUGUUUUUUGA